AUGGUGGCCGUCACCACGAUGAUCGUGGUGGCCAUGGUGGUCAUGGCGACCAUGAUGACCAUGGCCAUGGUCAUGGUCCUGGUCUUGGUCAUGGUGGCCAUCAUCAUCCUCAAGGUGGCCAUGGUGACAUUUCCAACGCUCUUGGUGGCCUUCAUCACCAUCAUGGCGGCCACCACCACCACCAUCAUCCUCACCACGGCGCCCGCCUUGUCCCCGCCCCCUCUGACGUCACCACCCCGGCCCCGUGACGUCACCGCCACGCCCAUCCAGGGCCCCCCAGAUUCGUCUUGGUACAGUCCGGGCCCCCCCAGAUCCCUUUGCGGCCGCGCCUUCCCGGUGGGCCCCACCGCCGCCAUGUUGCUCCGCGCUGUCGCCGCCUCUGUCGCCGCCUCUGUCGCGACAGCGCGAGGCCUCGCGACAGCGCCGCGGGGGGAGGGGCGGCGGCUGCUGAUGCGGCAGCUGUUCGAGGCCUCCUCCUGCACCUACACCUACCUGCUGGCGGACCGGCCACGGGCGACGGCCGUCAUCAUCGACCCCGUGCUGGAGACGGUGCCGCGGGACCUGCGGCUGCUCCGGGAGCUCGGCCUCACCCUGCGCUAUGCAGCCAAUACGCACUGCCACGCGGAUCACGUGACGGGCUCGGGCGCCCUGCGCCGCGCCCUGGGCUGCCGCAGCGCCAUCGCCCGCGAGAGCGGCGCCCGCGCCGACCUGCGCCUGGCCGAGGGGGACGAGCUGCGCUUCGGGAGCUUCGCGCUGCGGGUCGUCCCCACGCCCGGGCACACCCCCGGCUGCGUCACCUUCGUGCUCGACGACGCCUCCAUGGCCUUCACGGGGGACGCGCUGCUCGUGCGGGGCUGCGGACGGACCGACUUCCAGCAGGGCUGCGCGCGCACCCUGCACCGCUCGGUGCACGAGCGAAUCUUCACCCUGCCCGAGGAGUGCCGCGUGUACCCGGGGCACGACUACAACGGUCACACCAUGUCCACGGUGGGGGAGGAGCGGCGCCACAACCCCCGGCUGACCCUGAGCGCCGACGCCUUCGUGGAGCUGAUGGGGAAGCUGGAGCUGCCCCGCCCCCGCCUCAUGGACAUCGCCAUCCCAGCCAAUCUCCGCUGCGGGAUCCAGGACGAGCCGUAGCCACGCCCAUUUUCGGUCGAAACCACGCCCCUUUUACAGUCACUCCGGACCGGUUUUGGAUAAACCCCGCCCCGUUUUGUCGAGGCCACGCCCCUUGCCCGCGUGGCACCGCCCAGCGCGUGGCCCCGCCCCCUUUUUACCGUUCCACCAAUAAAA
Camarhynchus parvulus is the source of this 1293-nucleotide messenger RNA. It is a transcript of the gene ETHE1, whose product is annotated as ETHE1 persulfide dioxygenase. NCBI's taxonomy places the organism in Eukaryota, Metazoa, Chordata, Aves, Passeriformes, Thraupidae. The record is from RefSeq and is a predicted model, not a curated record. Gene Ontology annotation, molecular function: sulfur dioxygenase activity. Gene Ontology annotation, biological process: hydrogen sulfide metabolic process; glutathione metabolic process.